Molecule: messenger RNA, 1560 nt
Organism: Necator americanus (New World hookworm)
Lineage: Eukaryota; Metazoa; Nematoda; Chromadorea; Rhabditida; Ancylostomatidae
Exons: 15
Coding region: 1-1560 (519 amino acids)
Biological process (GO): ketone body catabolic process
Cellular component (GO): mitochondrion
Molecular function (GO): succinyl-CoA:3-oxo-acid CoA-transferase activity
Source: RefSeq, a predicted model, not a curated record
AUGGUGGUCUUGUCACGAUUAGCCAACCCUCUCAGACUCUCCCCGAAGAUCCGACCGAUUUUUAUCAUCCAAAACAAUUUUGCCACAUCUUCACCUCUUAAUGUAAAAAUUUACGCCAGUGCUAAGGAAGCUGUUCAGGAUAUUCCGGACAACUCGAAACUGCUUGUUGGAGGAUUUGGAUUGUGUGGAAUUCCUGAGAAUUUGAUUAACGCUCUAAGCGGAACGGGUCAGAAAGGAUUAACCUGCGUCUCAAAUAAUGCUGGAGUGGACGAUUGGGGUCUCGGGAUCUUGUUAAAAACUCGACAGAUUAAGAAAAUGAUUUCUUCAUACGUAGGCGAGAACGCAGAGUUCGCACGACAAUAUCUUUCCGGAGAGCUUGAACUCGAAUUCACUCCUCAGGGAACUUUGGCUGAAAGGAUUCGAGCGGCUGGAGCCGGUAUACCAGCUUUUUACACGCCGACUGGUUACGGGACAUUAAUCCAGGAAGGCGGUGCCCCAAUUAAGUACAGCAAAACAGAGAAGGGAAAGAUUGAGAUCGAAAGUAAAGCCAAAGAGACUCGCGUUUUCAAUGGGAAUAAUUAUGUUAUGGAGGAAGCCAUCUGGGGAGACUACGCUCUCAUAAAAGCUUGGCGAGCAGACAAACUCGGAAACAUCCAGUUUAGGUUAACAGCCGGAAACUUCAACAACGCUAUGUGCAAAGCAAGUAAAUGCACCAUCGUUGAGGUGGAGGAGAUCGUGGAACCCGGCGUCAUUGAUCCCAUCGAUGUUCAUAUUCCCUCCAUAUAUUGCGACCGAAUUGUUUUAGGAAAAGGCUAUAAGAAGCCUAUUGAAAGGCCUAUGUUCGCUUCGGAAGGACCUGUGAAACCAGCUACGUCGGCUGCUGGAAGAAGUCGUGAAAUUAUCGCUGCACGAGCAGCGCUCGAAUUCCGCGAUGGAAUGUACGUUAAUUUGGGCAUCGGUAUCCCUACUCUCUGUCCAAACUACAUCCCUGAUGGAAUUAAAGUUCAUCUUCAAAGCGAGAAUGGUGUAAUAGGCGUGGGUCCUUAUCCUCGAAAGGGAAAAGAAGACCCAGAUCUCAUUAACGCUGGCAAGGAAACGAUCACCCUGCUUAAAGGAGCUUCCAUAUUUGGUAGCGACGAGUCUUUCGCAAUGAUUCGAGGAUCCCAUAUGGAUAUUACAGUUCUUGGCGCACUUCAAGUUUCACAAUUCGGCGAUUUAGCUAACUGGAUGAUUCCAGGUAAACUAGUAAAAGGAAUGGGCGGAGCGAUGGAUUUGGUCUCAGCUCCUGGAGCUCGAGUAAUUGUUACGAUGGAACAUUGUUCGAAGAACGGUGAAUCGAAAAUUUUGCCGAUUUGCGACUUACCACUUACUGGAAAGCAUGUUACGUCCAGAAUUAUCACCGAUAUGGCUGUAUUUGAUGUUGACAAACAAACGGGACUUACGUUAAUUGAAGUGCGAUCUGAUCUCAGUGUAGAGGAUAUCAAGAAAGUAACUGGAGCUCCUUUCAAGGUCUCUGAAAAUUUGAAACCAAUGGGCCAAGCGAAACUGAAUCAACACUGA